UUUAUUACAGUGGGGGAGUUUGAGUAUAAAAGAUGAUGAUGAUUUUACAAAAAAGUAUAGUCAAGCAAAAAUGAAGUGUCUUUUAGUAUUUUGUCUUUUAUCAAUUUCAUAUGCCACCAUUGUGGUUGGUUCGCAUUCUAGACAGAAAAGAACGUUGGGAUUAAUUGCAGAUAUACUUUCAACUACACUUAAUGGUGGUGGUGGUGCUACUAGUAUUUCUCAAUCUGAAAGCCAUGCAAGUGGUGGAAAGACAUUUACAAAUACAAAUACCCAAGCAACUGGAGGUGGUGUGGCUGACGCAGAUGCUGGAGCUUUUACUGAUGUAAAUGGCGGUUGGAAUGGUGUACAAUCUGGAUGGACUGGAGGAUUCUCUGAACAUGGAAGUGGACAACAAGGAUGGACAAAUGAUAAUAGAUAUCAAAAUCAGUAUCAAAAUACAGGUGGAUACAGUCAGGGACAACAAAAUCAAUGGAGUAAUGCUGGUCAAAAGGAAUGGAAUUUUCAACAAGGUGGACAAAAUGGAUAUCAUUUUGAACAAAGUGGUGAAAAUGGAGGUGUACAUGGACAAAGUGGUUGGGCUUAUGGACCCACUGGAUGGGUAUACGGACAACAAGGUGGCUCAAGUAAUGGUGGAGCAUGGACUGGUAAUCAGUAUCAACAAGGAUACGUUACAGGAGGACCGUUCAAGUGUGUUUGUGAAAACUUGGCACCAGGAAGCCAGACACCACCGAUAGUAUAUUACCCUCCACCAUAUUACCAAUAUCCCCCAGGCUCUGCUGCUGCCUCUGCUGACGCUAAUGCCAAUGCUCCUAUUUACUAUCCAGUUGGACAAGGUUCCAAUGCUGAUGCAACUGCAACUGCCUCUGCUGACGCUAAUGCCAAUGCUCCUAUCUACUAUCCAGCUGGUUCCAAUGCUGGUGCAACUGCCACUGCUGACGCUAAAGCUAAUGCUCCUAUUUACUAUCCAGCUGGACAAGGUUCCAAUGCUGAUGCAACUGCAACUGCUUCUGCUGACGCUAAAGCUAAUGCUCCCACUUACUAUCCAGCUGGUUCCAAUGCUGAUGCAAGUGCAACUGCAACUGCUUCUGCUGACGCUAAUGCUAAUGCUCCCACUUACUACCCAGUUGGACAAGGUUCCAAUGCUGAUGCAACUGCCUCUGCUGACGCUAAAGCCAAUGCCCCUAUCUACUACCCAGCUGGACAAGGUUCCAACACUGGUGCAACUGCCACUGCUGACGCUAAUGCCAAUUAUGUUGGAUAUUACCCAGCUUACCAAGGAGCCAAUGGCUUAAAUUUCAACUUCCCAGAAGGAUCAACUUUUGAAGUUUAUUACCCGCAGGAGGUAGAUUUGACCAAUGGAUAUCCAGUGUAUCCAGUAUAUCAACCAACUGCAGAUGUCAACAUUCAAUCAAAUAUCAAUGACGGUAUUGUCUACUAUCCAGUACAACCAGUAUUUCCUAUCUACCCUCAACAACCAGUUGCAGCCGCUGACGCCAAUGCUAAUGCCAACAACGGAUUCCAACCACCAAUGCCUGGUUUCACAACUGGAGUAGACGCUAAUACCAAUGCUAACGCCGGAAUUAAUACACAAAAUAACUUCCCAACGGUACCAAGUCAUCCAAGUAGCAAUGCUAAUGCUAAUGCAAAUGCUAAAGCAAACGCAAAUGCUGGAAGCAAUACACAAAACAAUUUCCCAACUGUGACAAAUCAUCCUAGUAGCAAUGCUAAUGCAAAUGCAAAUGCUGGAAGCAAUACACAAAAUAAUUUCCCAACGGUGCCAAGUCAUUCAAGUGGCAAUGCAAAUGCUAAUGCUAAAGCUCAAGCCAAUGCUGGAAGCAAUACACAAAAUAAUUUCCCAACUGUUCCAAGUCAUCCAAGUGGCAAUGCAAAUGCUAAAGCUCAAGCCAAUGCUGGAAGCAAUACACAAAAUAAUUUCCCAACGGUUCCAAGUCAUCCAAGUGGCAAUGCAAAUGCUAAUGCUAAAGCCAAUGCUAAUUCGCAAGGUAAUGCCAAAGCCAACGCUGGAGCUAAUGCCAAUUCUAAUCACAGUGGACUUAAUAUAAAUAAAGGAAAUUCUAAUGCCAAUGCUAAAGCCAAUGCUAAUGCCAAUGCUAAUGCCAAUGCUAAAGCCAAUGCUAAUGCCAAUGCCAAAGGAAAUAAUUUUAAUAGAGGUGCAGGCAAUGCAAGUGCAUCAGCAGUAGCUAAUGCUAAUGCCAACGGAAAUAAUCUAAAUAGAGGAUCUGGAAAUGCAAAUGCUGUAGCCAAUGCCAGUGCCAAUGCAAACAAUCUAAAUAGAGGAUCUGGAAAUGCAAAUGCUGUAGCUAAUGCCAAUGCAAGUGCCAAUGGAAAUAAUUUAAAUAGAGGUACAGGAAUUACUAAUGCCAAUGCCGUUGCAAAUGCCAAUGCCAACUCCAAUGGAAAUGCUAGUGCCACCGCUAAUGCUGAAGCCAGUGCAUAAAAAAAAAAAUUGUCAAUUCUAAUUCUUUUAAAUAAAGAAAAAUAAAAAUUAA
Molecule: messenger RNA, 2510 nt
Organism: Leptopilina boulardi
Lineage: Eukaryota; Metazoa; Arthropoda; Insecta; Hymenoptera; Figitidae
Exons: 4
Coding region: 71-2458 (795 amino acids)
Source: RefSeq, a predicted model, not a curated record